UGUGUGUGUGUGUGUGUGUGUGUGUGUGUGUGUGUGUGUAUUUUGGGGUGGAGGAUUGUGAAACAGUGGCAGAGAGAUUGUGAAGGGGGUCGGGGAGUUAGCAGCAGAAGAGCCAGUGAUAGGGAGCAUCCAUCCAUCACAAGGGAUGAACAAGAAGCUGUUUAUAAACACUCUAUACUGGGAAUUUUUUAAUGAGAUGAUUUCAGUUCCUAAAAGCAGGGCAGAGGGGGUCUCAGAGGUUGGCAGUUCAAAUCCCUAGUGCAACCAAUAAGCCUCAUCCUGGGAAAUGUCAUGGGGAAUUUUUGAUAUUUUCAAUUCUGAUGUACGUUGGGACAUGUAGCCUAAAAACGCUAUUGUUCCCUGGCCUACCUUUUCAUGUCUUCCCAAUUAUUGCCCAUACAAUGUCUGUUAAUGAUUCUCCUUCUCAAUGACACUUUUUUUUCUUUCUAAAAGUAGAAAAAAGAGGAUCUUUGGUCGGGUUCCCACAUGUCCAACUAAAACACACAUCAAGAGCAGCUGUCUGUUUACUCUGUGUGUGUGUUUGUGUGUGUAUGAGGUUUGAGUCUGGGCUGGACUACAAAAAAGUGAGAGAGUUGGACAAAAGGGAGAGGACAUCGGGACGCUCGGGCGCAUCAGGAAGGCUUCCAUCAUCAACGGUCCCGUAUUACUAGCUGGAGAGAGGAUCUUCUGUCCAGAUGAGAGAGUGGACCGAGUUGGACAUGAGUUUUUCGGCAGGGGGCUUUCUCUCAGCCUCGGAUGGUUACUGCUCCACAGAGCCGCUCCAGUACUAUGACAUGCUGGCGGACCCUAUGGGCUACCCCCUGCAGGACCCUGACCUCCAGCUGCUCCCUUACAGCCAACAACAGUACAGCCCUGCCAACCUGCCCUUCUCUCUCUAUGGCUCUCCACCUUCCUCCACCUCCUCUCCCUCCUCUUCCUCUUCCUCCUCACAGCCCUGCCACCUCCCCUACCACUACAGUCAUCAUUGUCUGGAGGCCCCCUGUGACCCCAGCCCGGAGCCCCACUGCAGGGGCCUCGCUCAGGGGCUCGUAGCGGUGGGGCUGCCCCUGGGGCGGAGGACGCGGGUGGGGUGUGGAGGGAAGGGCAGAGGCCAGGAGGAGCUGUGUGUGGUGUGUGGAGACAAAGCGUCAGGGUAUCAUUACAACGCUCUGACCUGCGAGGGGUGUAAAGGUUUCUUUAGGCGUAGUGUAACCAAAAAGGCGGUGUAUCACUGUAAGAGUGGCGGUGGCUGUGAGAUGGACAUGUACAUGAGGAGGAAGUGCCAAGACUGUCGGCUCAGGAAGUGCCGCGCUGUGGGAAUGCUGGCUGAGUGCCUUCUGACGGAGGUGCAGUGCCAGUCCAAGCGGCUGAGGAAAGGAGGGAAGGGCAGAGGACAGGAGGAAGAGGAGAGCCCAGAGAGCAGGAGGGUCAGCUCCACCAGCAGGCUACCUGGACAGGCUAUGUCUGCCAGUUUAACCCGAGAACAGAAGUACAUUGUGGACCGGUUGGCGGAGGCCCAUCAACUGUACAGAGCACAGGACACCAGCGAUUGCAGGUUUGAAUGGCCAUGUACAGAAGAAAUGGAGGACUUGUCUGAUUUCAUAUCUCCCCACAUGCAAAAACUGCUACAGUUUGCCAGGACAGUGCCAGGUUUUGAUCUCCUGGAUUUUUCGGACCAGAGAUCUCUGUUGUCUGUCUCUUCAUUGGAGGUCAUGUUCCUGCUCUCCGCUCAGCUGUUCUCCCACAACCCAGCAUGCCCCAGUCCAGCCCUGCAGAUUUUUAGUAUGUCAUCACACAACUGGCUGAGAAAUGUAGAGUCAAAGGAAAACUUCCACAGUAGGAUGCUGCCAGUCAACUCAGGAUGCAGUGAGGAUCUCCUCGGGCCCGUUCUCAACUUCUUCCACAGCAUGGCAGCGCUGCGGGUGACGGAGGCAGAGUACUCCCUGCUCACUGCGACAGCUCUGCUCUGCUCAGGUCAGACCAGAAACUCCCUCUGA
Molecule: messenger RNA, 1997 nt
Organism: Notothenia coriiceps (black rockcod)
Lineage: Eukaryota; Metazoa; Chordata; Actinopteri; Perciformes; Nototheniidae
Gene: nr1h5
Product: nuclear receptor subfamily 1, group H, member 5
Exons: 10
Coding region: 696-1997 (433 amino acids)
Biological process (GO): negative regulation of inflammatory response; cell differentiation; positive regulation of transcription by RNA polymerase II
Cellular component (GO): RNA polymerase II transcription regulator complex
Molecular function (GO): RNA polymerase II cis-regulatory region sequence-specific DNA binding; zinc ion binding; nuclear receptor activity
Source: RefSeq, a predicted model, not a curated record